Messenger RNA from Carassius auratus (goldfish), 2931 nucleotides. RefSeq names its product protein interacting with cyclin A1 (gene proca1). Lineage: Eukaryota; Metazoa; Chordata; Actinopteri; Cypriniformes; Cyprinidae. The transcript is spliced from 4 exons. Gene Ontology annotation, molecular function: A2-type glycerophospholipase activity. The record is from RefSeq and is a predicted model, not a curated record. Gene Ontology annotation, biological process: phospholipid metabolic process; arachidonate secretion. The coding region runs from base 390 to 2645 and encodes 751 amino acids.
UACAAAAUGUGGUUUCGACAAAGCAUUUAUUUAGGCCACUUUUAAAAAGAAAUGAAACAAGAAUACCCUUUUGCCUUGCAAAAUUUUCCCUCUCGCAAAUCAGAAAUACGAAUUUGCCUUUUGCAAAUACAUAAGGUGCAACCGACCAUUGGAAAUCACUGCACAUUGUUCGCUUGCCACAGGGACGCCAGGAGGAGGAAACAGAUGCACAUUAGGGUAUUCAAGUUCAUUGGAGGAUGAAAGGGUUAAUUAAAUGACAGACCCCUCCCAUUAUUGACCGGCAAUAUAUUAAUACCCACGGCAGCCGGUGAAAUAAUCCGGUACUCGUCGGACAGGAGAGGUGCGGUGCUGUCUGAGACUCCGUGGUGCUGAAACUGCCGCCCGCCGCGAUGUGGUCCGUGUUUUUCGUGUUUCUGUCUUAUUUAGACAGGAACUUUGUUAAAGGCGAGUUCUUAAACCAAGCUUUAGAUGCAGAAAAAGAGAGCAAAGAGCUCUUUUACAUGCUCAACAACACCCUUUGCGCCAAAAGUUCGGUUGUGGGAGAGUAUCAUCUCCAUCAGGUCACCGAUGGGGCUGAAGAGGUUCGCUCUGUGCACGACUCCGAGGGCCGUCUGGUCGACUGCUCUGUGAGCCAAAACCAAAUGCAAGUUAAAUCCUUCAUGCACGUGUGCAGACUGGGGCUGAGGAACCAAAUGAGCUCGGAUUUGAAGAUGAGUUUGACUGGGGUGUCCGAGGCGAAGGCUAACUGUGGCAAGCUGAAAUCGAAAGGCGACAGGAAUGUGAUCAGGACAACAAAACAAGCAAAAGAGCCGAACUCGGAUGCUGCGAACAAUAAAAAGACGCGAACCAAGCGAGGCUUCACGUAUCCCGGGACACUUUGGUGCGGUGCAGGAAACAUCGCAGAUCAUUACGAUCACUUAGGCGAAUUCGAAGAAACUGACAGAUGUUGCCGCGUUCACGAUCACUGCCCAUAUGUCAUCCAUGCGUUCUCCUCCAAUUAUGGAUACACCAACUUCAAAUGGCACUCCCUCAGCCACUGCGACUGCGACAACGCCUUGAAGGAAUGCCUGAGACUUGUCAAUGACACUUCAUCCCGAGUGGUUGGACAAGCCUUCUUUAAUGUGAUCGAAGUUCCUUGCUUCGAGUUUUCAUUUGAAGAGCAGUGUGUUGAGCGUCACUGGUAUGGGGUGUGUAAAAAGUAUGACAGAGUUCCUGUGGCAGUGAUUAAAGAAUCAAUCCCUUAUGACUUUGGAGGCAUUGAUGUCAUUGAUGUAUUGACUAUCGCUCCUCCAAAGAAGAAACAGUCAGACGAAGAAAAGCAGAACACAACAUCCUCUGAAAGCACCACGCAGUCAUCAUUCUCCAGGACAGCUGCCCCUGAGGAGCCCUCGCUCACAAACGUUGUGACGGCAGCAGAGGAUUUCAUUAAAGUGCUCGCCACAGUCUCCACCUCUCAAAGCUCGUCUGCAGACGCAGGCAAAGGAGAAACUCAGACGUCAGAGAAGAAGAGGAAGAAAAAUUCCAGCAAGAAGAAAAAAGAGAACAAGAAGAAAAGAGGAAAGGGUAAAGGCAGGAAGAAGAAUAAAAAACUUAGCGCUGUGUUGAAGGUCGACGAAGGGACGACCGGAGCGCCGUCGACCGGUCAGACAGAGGAGGUCAUGGGUAAGAACAACUUUGCAGAGGAAGCAGCAAAGAUGAAUCGGUUUAGAAUAAAAGAAAACAAUUUCAUGAACAGUGAGCUAGACUCCGAAGGAAAUAAGAUGAUGAGAGACGAUCCUCAGAGGACAGUGAAUGAUAAUCAGGAUGUUGUUACCAUUACCACCUCAAUAAAGACCAAAGAUAAAGAACCAGAGAUUCUAGAGCACAGACAAGCAAACGACACAGAGUUAGUCUCCACCUCGCCUGCGGCUCACAUUACCCCAGCUGUCCGCGAUAAGACCAGAGCUAAGCUGAGACAAAGAGCCAGAAAGAAAAAUCAAAGAAAAAACAACGCUCUCACGGAAGCCAAGGAAGAAACUCUCGCGACUAGUGCGUCUGAAGGUGUCAGCUUCGUAACGUCAAAACCUGAGCGUCCAGCGGGCGCCGUAAGAAACGAGAUGUCGCUAAGGACAAUGCACUCGGAAGAAAACGGACCUGUGGUUACUACAGCACAAAAUUCACCCAUUGUUAGAACCAAAAGGCCAAGUUCAAGGCAGAGAGAAGGAAGAAAGAGAAUGAGGAAAAUCAUUGCCUCCUCUACAGAAGAACCUCCUCGUGAUAUCAGCUCUCAGGAUCCACUAUUGUUCACAGGUUCUGCAACUGUGAGGCCAACCGAUGUACUAGAGCGACUGGGAUUGGACCAACUUGAAAACCCAACGGAAAGUUUGAAGGACACCAAUGGUAGGAAGAACAAAGGAAGGCGUGUAAUCAAAAUCUGCUAUGAAGCCUUUUUGCCUGAUGUUGCAGACACCACACCCCUCCCGAGUCUGAUCGAAAAGGACACUGAGUUUCAGUUGAAGGAUCCGGAGAGGAACACAGCACCAAUGUUUCCUCUCCUACAGACUAACACUGCAUCCACGGCAACCCGCAGACCUAAGACCACCAAAAAGAAGAGAAGCAGGGAGCGAGGACAUCGAGAAAAGCGUGGAAAAGUUAAGAAAGAAUGAAACUCAAGAAGCUCCGCAUGGUGCGACCAAACUUUUUUUUAUUAUCUUCUAGGCUGCCAUACGAUAUUGUUUUAAUAAGCAGCAUGUUUUUACCUACUCUGUUUUUAUAACUCUGUUGAUGGUAGACUGAUAGAUCGGAUCAGUUUUAUAAAGCAUGUGUUUCUCAACAUGAUUGCUGAAUAAAGUAUAUAAGAGCACUGGUGGUCCUUCCAUUAGAAUGCUUUGAGAAAACAUUCCUUUUCUUCACAGUAUGGUUUUUGUUUUUAAUAAACAAAAAGUUGUGUUC